Messenger RNA from Caenorhabditis elegans, 2197 nucleotides. RefSeq names its product Nose resistant-to-fluoxetine protein N-terminal domain-containing protein (gene ndg-4). The record is from RefSeq and is marked reviewed. The transcript is spliced from 12 exons. Bases 3 to 2060 code for a protein of 685 amino acids. NCBI's taxonomy places the organism in Eukaryota, Metazoa, Nematoda, Chromadorea, Rhabditida, Rhabditidae.
AGAUGAGGACGUUCCUCAUCACCUUGGCACUGUGCCAACUGGCUCUUUCUUGCACAUUGUGCCAUUUUCGUACUCCGCCACGACCAAGACCAUUGGAUCAGUACAAGCUUCCAAAACUAGGUGGAAAGAAUUUGGAUUUGGAGAAAAUGCCAAAGUUUUGCAAUGCUUCGAAGGAAUUACCAGUGAUGGAUUCGUGUAAAAAGCAAUUUGAAAAAAUUUUCUGCUCAGCGGAUAGAUGGACAGACACCUUCGGAGGAUGUCAAUCAAUUGCCAAUAAAUCGUUGAGUGAGCAAGAACAAUGCUCAAAAUGUGCUUAUCAAAAAGCUAAUAACGGAUGGGUACUCAAGUGGUUUGAUUCACUGGGAAAACCUGCUGCAGGUAUCACUGAUGGAAAUUACUAUUGGCUCGGAGAUUAUGAACUUUGUGCCGCACUUGCAAGCGAUGGAUCAUUUGACGGUCAAUAUUGUCGUAUUGAAAUGGAAGUUCCAGACGCUGGAGUCGAAUCAGGAUGCCCUCAAACUGAUCCGUUAUCGAUUAUUCUUGGUGUCUGCUUCCCAUCCGCUUGUUCUGUUGCUGAUUUGACAACGGUUUCAUCGAUCUAUCUCCCGUAUAAUCUGAAAGUUGAAUGCGAAUCUCAAAAUCGCUGGUCAUUUGUCACUGUUUUGCUAUUAAUAAUCCUGAUGGUUUGGAUUGUUCCACAGGCAGUUGCCACAUUUCAAACAUCUUCAAAUGACAGCAUUCUCUCAUGUUUCUCAAUUCCUGAUAAUGCAAAAAGAACGUUUUCGACGAGAAGAGAGUCUCCGAAUCUUCAUGUUGUACACGGAUUGGAGUUUUUGCUCUUUUUCACAAUUGUCAGUGGAAUGGUAUACAAUUUCAUGCUUCCUUAUAUUGAAAACGUGGCAUUCGCAUUCGAAGGAGUAUCAUCAUUUCCAAUGCAUAUUGUCAAUAAUUACUCGUAUCAAAUCGACGGUCUUCUUGCACUUUCAGCAUUCUACACAACAUAUUUGUUGUUUGGAAAUAUAUUGACUCUUCGUUCUGCAUUCGAUUAUAUUCUCAUGAGAUUAUUCAGAUUCUGGCCUGCAUACAUCGUGUGUGUCCUAUUCAUGUAUGUAAUCUUCCCUGGAGUCUCAUCGGGUCCCAUGUGGAUUCAUACUGAUACAGUGAAUCGUUGUGGGUCUGGUUGGUGGAAGAAUAUUCUUUUCAUUAAUAAUUGGUUCAAUGUCACUGACACUUGUGUUGAUAUUGGAUAUGUUAUUUCCAUGGAAGCACAGUAUUAUGCUAUUCUCAUUUUUGUCAUCUUUCUGUCUUCCAAGUAUCCAUUGUUGACUCAGCUAUUUGCCUACACAGUUUUUGGAUCUUCAAUCAUAUUCUCAUUUGUAAGAGCAUACAGUCAAGAACUUCCACCAGCUCCCAUGCUUACUCUGGAGCCAGUACCACUAACAAAAGUGUAUGCAGUAUUCGAUCAGUUGUUGCUCUCAUUAUUUGCCAGAAGUAGCAAUUAUUGUUUGGGAUUCAUUUUUGGAAUUGGAUGUGCUACGGCUUCUGAUGAGCUCCGGGAAUCUGGGCUUUCUUAUUGUAUGCACAAAUUGCUGGCAAUCAUAUGCAUUGCAUUUGCAGUUGUUCCAUUUGUUGGAGCAUUCCCAUAUUCAGCAUAUGCCUGGGUUUCUAACUUUGAAAUCAUGAAUGCAUCCUACGCAGCACUUCAUCGUCCGAUGUGGUCAUUUGCGUUGCUCUCAUUCGUUUAUCUCUGUCAUCAUGGUGCUUUUAAAUGGCUGAAUGCUCUUCUCGAAUGGAGAGUAUUUGCUCCAUUGUCCAAAGUCACCUGGAUUGCACUUGUCGUCGCUGAGCCAAUCAUUCUAUAUUUCUUCUCGUCCCUCAAUAAACCCGCAUACGCAACACAUUGGAGUACGAUGUACACCGCCAUUUCAACCGCUCUUCUCGCCUAUUUCGUCGCAAUGUUCCUUGACAUUUUCGUGACGAGACCCAUCAGAUAUUUGAUUUAUCCAGAACAAAAGCAUCGAUAUGCUCAGGCACAUACUCAAGAUCAAGCAGCUCAAUAGAAUGAUGUUAGAGAAAAUGGAGGAAAAGGAACACGGGUUCAUAAUUUUUUGUGUGAUUUAAAAAUCCUUACGCAAGCUUGCAAUACUUAUUUUUGAUACAAACUUUAUGAAAAUUGACUAAAUUCAGUUUUUCUUUG